AUGUGUAGCGGAAAACAGUCAGUCGUCUCCUUUGCCUCUCAGUACAUUAGCAGUGUGAAAGCCGGCCUUUGUAGCAAUGCAUAUUUUGAUGACUAUGAAUCCUUAGCACCCAAAGCCUUGCCUUUCCCAAGUCAGGUCGUGUAUAACCGAGUUGGGAAGUGUGGAAGUCGUACGAUCGUCCUUCUGCUACGGAUACUGGCCGAGAGACACCAGUUCACUCUGAUCUCCUCAGAAAUCCACAACAAGACCAGACUGACUAAACAUGAACAGGUAAAUCUGAUGAAAAACAUUAGCUCCAUUCCUCAGCCGUUUCUGUACACUCGACAUGUCCAUUAUCUCAACUUCACCAGGUUCAGAAUAGAUCAGCCUGUAUACAUCAACAUAAUCAGGGAUCCAAUCAAUCGGUUCCUGUCCAAUUACUUCUUCCGGAGGUUUGGAGACUGGCGAGGAGAAGAGAACCACCUUGUUCGGACCCCAGGGAUGAAGGAUGAUGAGCGAUAUCUGGACAUUAACACUUGCAUCUUGGAAAACUACCCAGAGUGCUCCAACCCCCGCCUUUUCUACAUUAUCCCCUAUUUCUGUGGCCAGCACCCCCAGUGCAGAGAGCCGAGUUUGUGGGCAUUAGAGAGGGCCAAAGAGAAUGUUCUGGAGCAUUACCUCUUGGUAGGGGUGCUGGAAGAGCUGGAGGAUGUGCUGCUACUGCUGGAACGUCUCCUUCCUCACUUCUUCUCUGAUGUACUGAGCAUCUACAAAAGCCCAGAAUACAAGAAGCUGGGUAACAUGACGGGCACGGUACGCAAACACACACCUAGCCUGGAAGCCCUACAUGUAUUGUACCAGCGCAUGCAGUACGAGUAUGACUUCUACAACUUUAUCAAAGCCCAGUUUCACCUCACUAAAAGGAAGUUUGGUCUCAGGACAGGACCUCGGCCAUCCAGGCAACAUGUUAGGGUGUCAGAGAGUAACCCUAAAGUGGACGAACACGAUGAAGAGGACGCAGAGGAUUCUGACAAUUAGGACAACCCUAAAGACGGACGUGACCUAAAUUGCUUUCAAUGCCGUAUGCAAGGAGGGUAAAGACACAACAGAAACAGAGUGAAGAGAGAAAAGGUCCACUUUUAAACCUGUCUCAUUAAACCUGUUUCACUAUUUAUAGUGUGAUUUUUUUCUGAUAAGGUAGCGUGUCCUAACUGGCUGGUUAGUUUUGUUUGAUAUGCUAGUCUUGUACUGUAAGUCAUUCGAAAAGUUCUUGAGGUUUGUAGCAUGCCAGUGCAAAUAUGUAUCAGGACGAAAUGAAUGGGCAGGAUCAACUGAGACCAUUCAUGUCUCUGAGGAUGAUGAAAAAUCCAGUAUUCCAUAAAAUGACCGACAAAAAGUCAUCAAUGCCUUCCAGUUCUAUGUAGUAUCUUAUUUUAAGAAUGUUCCUACCUCUCUUUCAGGUUCUUGUUUGGUUGGCUUGUAGUGAUGACAUUUUACACCUGAGCCAGUUUCCUAGUAUUUUUCCUGUGUU
Messenger RNA from Chanos chanos (milkfish), 1510 nucleotides. RefSeq names its product uronyl 2-sulfotransferase. Gene Ontology annotation, cellular component: membrane. The record is from RefSeq and is a predicted model, not a curated record. NCBI's taxonomy places the organism in Eukaryota, Metazoa, Chordata, Actinopteri, Gonorynchiformes, Chanidae. Bases 1 to 1017 code for a protein of 338 amino acids. The transcript is spliced from 8 exons. Gene Ontology annotation, molecular function: sulfotransferase activity.